Acanthopagrus latus (yellowfin seabream) is the source of this 2625-nucleotide messenger RNA. It is a transcript of the gene amt, whose product is annotated as aminomethyltransferase. Gene Ontology annotation, molecular function: protein binding; aminomethyltransferase activity. The record is from RefSeq and is a predicted model, not a curated record. The transcript has 8 exons. Gene Ontology annotation, cellular component: mitochondrion. Gene Ontology annotation, biological process: glycine catabolic process. NCBI's taxonomy places the organism in Eukaryota, Metazoa, Chordata, Actinopteri, Spariformes, Sparidae. The coding region runs from base 24 to 1283 and encodes 419 amino acids.
CUUUCUGCGGGGACUCGGGCGGCAUGAUGUGGGCUCGGUUGAUGGUCGGGGUCGGGGGCUCGGGGCUCGGGCUGCGGGCUUCCAGGGACGGCUUGCUGCGGGUCGCUGCGGCUGGAUGUGCGGGGCAGCAGCAGCAGCAGCAGAGGCAGGCUUCAAGUGCGGAGGCUGCCAUGAAGAAGACCCAGCUGUUUGACUUCCACAGGGAGCAGGGGGGAAAGAUGGUGGAGUUCGCAGGCUGGAGUAUGCCCGUCCAGUACAAAGACAGCCACAUCGCCUCGCACAUGCACACCAGACAGCACUGCUCCAUCUUCGACGUCAGCCACAUGUUGCAGACCAAAGUCUAUGGCAAAGACAGGGUGAAGUUCAUGGAGUCUCUCGUGGUUGCAGAUAUUGCAGAACUCAAAGACAACCAGGGCACGCUGACCCUCUUCACCAAUGAGAAGGGAGGAAUAAUCGAUGACCUCAUCGUGACAAGGACGGACCAGAGCUACCUCUACGUCGUCUCCAACGCCGGCUGCGCCGACAAAGACUCGGCUCGCAUGAAGGCCAGACUGGCAGAGUUCAAAGCUGCAGGAUUUGAUGUGGAUCUGGAGUUCCUCGAUGAAGCGCUGAUUGCUCUGCAAGGUCCGUCCAUGUCUCAGGUGCUCCAGCAGGGGCUGAAGGAGGACCUCAGUAAGCUGACCUUCAUGACCUCCACCUUGGCCACCGUGUUCGGCAUUCCUGGCUGCAGGGUCACCCGCUGUGGCUACACAGGAGAGGACGGGGUGGAGAUCUCCGUCCCUCAGUCCAGAGUAGUGGAGCUGACGGAGAAGCUGCUGGCUAACAGCGAGGUGAAGAUGGCCGGUCUGGGCGCCAGGGACAGUCUGCGGCUGGAGGCGGGGCUUUGUCUCUAUGGCAACGAUAUAGAUGAGACCACCACGCCUGUGGAGGCCACCCUGGUCUGGACCAUAGGAAAGCGCCGGCGUAAGGACAAGGAUUUCCCCGGCGCUGACAUCAUCGUACCUCAGAUCAAAGCCAAGACGGCCAGGAAGAGGGUCGGUCUGGUGUCCACCGGCCCCCCCGUCAGACAACACACACCCAUACUCAGCCCUGAUGGGAAGGUCAUAGGCGAGGUGACCAGCGGAUGCCCCUCCCCCUGCCUGAAGAAGAACGUCGCCAUGGGUUACGUGGACGCUGCGUUCGCUAAGAACGGUACAGCCAUCCAGGUGGAGGUCCGGAAGAAAGCGGUGCCCGCCACCGUCAGCAAGAUGCCCUUCGUCCCCACCAACUACUACACUGGAUAGACACACAGACGCAUAAACACACAAUACACACUGAAUACCAUCACUGGAACGUUCCUCCACUCUGUCCCAUGUUCACCAAUGCUGCCCCCUUCUGUUUACCUCCAGCAAUGCAACACCAACGUAAGACUGGACGUCUUCAUGGUAGAGUACUCUGAAAGAAAGUAAUACAAAAUGCUAAACUGUUAUACAAUACAGUGUGUGUGCUGGUUUGAUGUGUUCUGUCACUUUAUUGUGAAGCACAUUAAAUGCACAAUGAUUCGUAUUUGAGACACUAAAGCAGAAACACAACAGUAUAAACUGACAAACAUUAUACAAAGACUAAGAGCACGACACUUUAAACAGACAAACAGUGUGCUACCUGUGUGUGUCAAGCAAUGCAACACCUGACAACAUGGUUCCCCCGUGGAUGGGUGUGCAUGAUAUAAAUUACAAGCAGUGUUGUGGAGUCUGAGAAUGUAUUAGCCUACGUUCCCUGUUAACACGGUUUAUAGACCAAGUUGUCAGUGGAAUGCAGGUUGAACCGAUUCAACUUGCUGCAUUUUCAGUAAGAAUAGAGACAGUGAAGCCCUGUGGAUCCAUAACACCGCAGUAUUUGAUGAACUUUUUUGUCGUAGGACAUAGGUUUUGCUAAUGAAAUGUGACAGCAUUUACUUUUGUCACCGCUGGACCAAAACAAAGAGAUUCCAAAUGCUUCUUUUUAUAUGAAUUCACUACAUGUUGGCAGCGUUUUUAAGCUCUUUCAAAUACCACAGAGCCAAAUUUCCAUGUGCAUAAUUGUUAUUAUCAGUCGUAAAACAGCUUAAUCAUGGGGGGUCAAGCUCAGAAUCCCUCCGACACAAAGCCCCUUCCAGAAAUAAGCCAGUUAACACAAACUUGCCAGCUCAGUUUGUGGAAUUUGCAUUUUUGUGUUAAUUAUCAGAUUUUCUCAUCAAGUUCUUGUGUGGAGGGAUUUUAAGGGAGUUCGGGUUUACUCUGUUGAUAUUGUCAAUAACCUGAUGUCAUCAGACUGUUGGAGGAGUUUACGCUACAUGAGGUAGGAUGAUAACCUAACUUGAAAAGAUGUUAAUUAUCAUGUGUUCUGUCUAGAAACUAAUGAAAUGUAAUUUCUGUAUUAAACUAGGACACAGUCUUAGGACUUUCUGUGGCACUCUGAAUGUCUUACCUUCUGAAAAUAAUAACAUAGUUAUUAUAGAAAUAAUACUACUGAUUAAUAGGUUCAAAGUUUGUUAACUCUGAGUCACUGUGAAUUUUAAUUCUAAACUGAGUUUCAAUGUAAAAAUCUACAAUAAUAUUGUUUAUUUGAUUAAAGAAAACUUUUCUCUAUUAAAGACAUUUUCACUUU